Messenger RNA from Lolium rigidum, 2241 nucleotides. RefSeq names its product GTP-binding protein At3g49725, chloroplastic. Bases 1 to 1767 code for a protein of 588 amino acids. Gene Ontology annotation, cellular component: cytoplasm. The transcript has 14 exons. The record is from RefSeq and is a predicted model, not a curated record. Lineage: Eukaryota; Viridiplantae; Streptophyta; Magnoliopsida; Poales; Poaceae. Gene Ontology annotation, molecular function: GTP binding; ribosome binding.
AUGCUCCGCGCCGCCAUCUCGCGCCUCGGCGCCCACCUGCGCCGCCAGCCCUCCCCGGCCUCCCCUCCCCUCCGCGCCCUCUCCAGCGGCCGCGGCAAGCGCUCGUCCCCCACCGCGCCGCCCCCGGAACCCGAGGACGAGGGCCUCAUGCGCGGCCUCUUCGUGCUCUCCCGCGACCCCGCGCACCCGCCGCGGCUGCUGGUGGUGCAGCCGCGCCUCCGCCCCGGCGCCCUCCUCGACUCCAAGCUGGCCGAGGCGCUCAACCUCGCCAGCUCCCUCGAGGAGGCCCGCGACAGCCUCGACCGGGCCGGGUCCGCCGCCAAGUCCGCGCCGCCGCACCUCGUCGUCCAGAACCCCGCCUCCCGCGGCCGCAACCACUCUGGUACAUAUUUUGGACCUGGAACUGUGGACAAUAUCAAGUGCUACAUGAGGGCAUUGGACGAAAAGGCAGAAUUAGAUGCAGUUUUUGUUAAUACGCUCCUCUCUGGGGUCCAACAGAGGAACUUGGAGGUUGCCUGGGGAAAGCCAGUUUUGGAUCGUGUUGGGCUUAUAAUUGAGAUAUUCAAUGCUCAUGCUGAAACGAAGGAAGCAAAGCUACAGUCAGAGUUAGCAGCUCUCAUGUAUAUGAAGACUAGGCUUGUCCGUGUCCGCGGCCCAGGUGGACGACUAGCUUUUGGUGCAAGUGGGGAGGCUGAAGUUGUCAGUGCUCGAGGGAGAGCAAGUGGCGGACAGGGUUUCAUGAGUGGUGCUGGUGAAACAGAACUUCAACUACAACGCAGGAGAAUCCAAGAACGACGUCUAAGCUUGUUAGCUCAAAUUGAAGACGUACGCCGUACUAGGGCGAUACAACGCUCUAGUCGAAAGAGACAUGGUGGCUCAUUUGGCCAAGAGCUUGUAACUGUCGCAGUCGUGGGAUAUACAAAUGCUGGAAAAUCUACUCUAGUGAGUGCACUUUCUCAAGCAGACCUAUACAGUGAUGAUAGGUUAUUUGCAACAGUAGAUCCUCGAUUGCGCAGUGUGAUUCUUCCAUCAGGGAGAAAAACACUUCUCAGUGAUACCGUUGGCUUCAUAUCAGAUUUGCCUAUACAGCUAGUGGAAGCAUUUCAUGCUACCCUUGAAGAAGUUGCUGAGGCAGAUAUGUUAGUGCAUGUGUUGGAUUCCAGCGCACCUGAUCUUGCGGAGCAUCGUUCUACUGUUCUGCAAGUACUGCAGCAGAUUGGUGUUUCACAGGAUAAGAUCAACAAUAUGAUUGAAGUCUGGAAUAAGAUUGAUCUUGUGGAUAAAACUGCCUUAACUGAUGGGGUUGAAGAUAAGAUCUUCCUCACUGAAGGUGAAGAGGAGGAAGACUUAUUUUCUGAAAAUGGUGUGCCAUCAGAACAAUCCUCUUUUGAUUCCUUGGAUGAUACAGUGGAUUCAGAGUCUUUAUCAGAAGAAAAUUGUGAAAAUGAUGGUGACAAAAUGACAUCGGAAGAGCCGUUUGCUGAGCCUAUUGAGGUGAAAGCAAUGAACUCUGAACUAGCACCGAAAGAGUGUUUUAUAGAGCCUAAUGGACCUGAGGCUAUAAGUACUAUUAGUGGCACUUUGACACAGCCAGAAUCCACUUGUCAUGUGAAAACUUCAGCUGUGACUGGGACAGGAUUGCAAGAGUUGCUGCAAUUGAUUGAUAGGAAACUAAGCGGUCAGGAAACGGUUGUGCAGAGAAGCUAUGGGACUUUUGAUAGAAAAUGGAGACCUUCUAUGGAUAGUGAAAAGGCUGCAGAACAAUAGCGCGUGCUGGAAGCCUGGGACCAGGAGCAGUGAAAUGUCCCUGUGCUUUCUGUAGAACUGAAGAGAUUGAAGUACACAUGGCUGUCCAUUUCACAUGAAGAAGUCAAUGUGACUACACAAGUACAGUGUACUUUGACUGGUGACCGCAGUCUUGUCAUUCAUUGCCCAAGAAGCAACAUAGGAGUGUCCUCUAAGAUCUUGCCUACGAGGCUAUGAUCCAGUCUAUGGUCUGUUGCACAGCAGACUAGGGAAGACCGUUGAGGAUGGAGAGGCUUGGGUCCUGUAACAUCACUGCCUGCUGCUCGACAAUUAGCACAUUAUUUUACUGCUCUAAAAGAUAAAUUAGUUAGAAGUGUAUCACACUAUCACUCGUUGGGAUCCUGCUUCCCCCAAUUUCUGUGUUACAAAAAAUGCACAAUUUUCAUGUUGUAUACUACCGCAGAAGAGGUGAAAAUGAUAAAUCUUCAUGCACAA